Messenger RNA from Phlebotomus argentipes, 1057 nucleotides. RefSeq lists its product as uncharacterized. The transcript has 2 exons. The coding region runs from base 125 to 1057 and encodes 310 amino acids. The record is from RefSeq and is a predicted model, not a curated record. Lineage: Eukaryota; Metazoa; Arthropoda; Insecta; Diptera; Psychodidae.
UCGAUUGGAGGUGUCGGAGGUGUAUAUUUUCUCCUCAUUUCUCUAGAAGUGGCCAAAGUGUUAAGUGCAAUUAAGGUAUUUACUGAGAGACUAAGACUCAAAUUUUCCAUAUCGACUGAAGAAUAUGUCUAAUUUGAUGGCAAAAGGGCGAGAACAAGAAGAAGGAAAUUUCUUACCUUUGGAUGGCAACACUCGAGACUCCGACAGUAAAGAGAAAGAAGAGCUGGAUGAGCCAGAGCAUAUCCUACCUGAUGAUCCUAUUUUGGAGCGCACUCUGACACCUGCCCUAAUCAAGAGACGCCGCAAGACGCUGUCCAGCUUCAACGAGGACGGCUCUUAUGUGAGCAGCAUCUGCAAAUCGGUGAAACUGCGACAGAGACGGAAGAGCAUCUACAUGAACGACGAGGAGGCCGGCGCGUACGUGAACAACAAGGAGGAGGAGAAGAGGCUCAGGGAGAUGAAGAAGCAGGUCGGGAAGAUUCGGGAGCGCCGGAAGAGUGUUGCCUUAGUGAAUGACGCUUUUACCAGCCCGCGACCGUCGAGAAUCACCAAACGCAGGCAGACAAUGUUUGCUGCCAAUUCUUGUGCAGUUUCAACGGAGGAACGCUUGGAUAGCUUGGAUAUCAAGGAGGAAUUUCCUGAACCGUCUAAGAAUUCCCUGUGGGAUGACAUUCAGUCUGAAGAAUUGUCUUCUCAGCCCGACAGUGUGUCCGAAGAGAUGCAAUCUCAGACAUCACAGACCUCACAGACACUUUCAUGCACCGAAAGUCCGAUGUCUUCUUUCAACGCGACCAGUUCUUCCGGCUCGAGCAGAAGAAAGAGUCUGCUGAAACCGAUGGAGACUGAGGUGAAGUUCGAGCGGAUCAUUUCGUACAGGAAUCCCACAAUUCCCUUCCACGGCAAGUACAAAGCUGCUCUGGGCGCUCUCAACAAACUUCCACACAAGAACGAGCGCCUCAUGAGGCGACUGGCCAUGCUUAAGGUAAUCCGUCAGUAUUUCCGAACCGAGCUCUCUCUGAUAAACAAAACUCAGAAAGCGUCAAGGAAGACAUUAUAA